Messenger RNA from Odontomachus brunneus, 8743 nucleotides. RefSeq lists its product as uncharacterized. The transcript is spliced from 18 exons. The coding region runs from base 386 to 5845 and encodes 1819 amino acids. The record is from RefSeq and is a predicted model, not a curated record. Gene Ontology annotation, molecular function: protein binding. Lineage: Eukaryota; Metazoa; Arthropoda; Insecta; Hymenoptera; Formicidae.
CGUCGUUGUCAGGUGCUCCGGCCACGUUCGCAAUCGCCAGGAGUCUGCCGACGACCGAUUGUCGCGGAUCGAGGCGCGAGUGUCGUCGCGGACGAAAGAUACUUGGACAUCCUGCUGCGAUCCGAACUCUGCGCGUCGUACCGCGCGCGCGAGAAUGCGACCAUGAAGAUACCGCGGCGGGCGCGAGACGCGCCGACGAGGUAGCAGCUCCGCGAGAACUACCACCGCUGGCUGUCUCGCGGGAUCCUCUCGGUUUACCUCCCGGGACGCCGAACAUUCCUCUCGUUCGAGAGGGAAAAAGCGGCUAGAUCGAUAGGCCAGCUGGUGUGCGUGGCCAGCGUUUUCACCAACGAGUACGGUGUCGCUGCGCGGGGUGCGGUCCAGGAUGGUGAAGGCACCGAGCUUGGGAUCCACCGCGGGCCCGGCGGGCAUGAGGAGGAUCCACCCGGGCCCCGAGAUCGCCAUAAAUCCGAGAAACUUACCCACGGUCUCCGCGAACCUAACGCCCAUGCGGGGUGAUGCCAAUGCUGUCGGCAGGACGACACCAGUCUAUCAUCCUCAGAUUGCUGAUCCGCGUGUCAAUCAACAUCUCCCAACUCCCGAGAGAUACCGUAAUGCCGGCUGUUUGCGACAGGUGGACGUCUCCACGCAGGUAGACCUCCACGGAGGUUUUGGCGGUCCCAUGAACGUCGAUUGGGAUCGUCGCGCGACGCCGUUGUAUUCGCGCGAAGACAUCAAGGAACAGUACUGCAUCACCAAUCGGCAGCUAGACGCCGUCGAGAAGUCCGGUGGCGGUUUUUUCGGUUGUCUGUCGACGAGAGGCCCGUCGCCGUGCAGCUCCACCAGGAACUCCAUCCUAUCGGCGUGCGUGCGUAGCGCGCCCAGCGACGAGAACUUGAGCGACGCGCCUUAUCCACGAAGACCUCUUCAGAUCAUGUAUCGCCAACCGCGCGGCUACGUCUUCGAGGACGAGGCGGACUGGAUCGACAGUUCCUACUUUAGGCCGCGCCCUAAGUUUUGCACCGUGCCCGAUCCGAAGAGAUAUACAUGGGUGCCGGAAGACGAGGAGUCCAUGAAGUUGGAGGGACCGCGACCGGUGCUACCAACCGUGCCUCCCAGUGCGAUGACCACGGCGACGCAAGGGCCACAGCCUCCGAAGACGAAGCACGUGAGCUUCGCGAGGUCACACACGCUUACGUCGUUCGACGUUCCGAGGAGCAGAAGUCCUCCGGAACGUCUUAUAGACUCGCAGCCAACAAUGCAGAACACUAUACUGCCUUUGUCCUUGCCCUUGGUGCAUCCUUACCCUGGCGUCGAGCCACGUAUUCUUUUGCUCGAGCAACCACCGAAGCGAGGCGCGAUGAAGACACAGGCGACGCAGACAGAGAUCCCGGCGAUGUUUCGCGGCCGUGUACAUCCGGUGACACUCAGCCCCAGGACCAUACAUCGUGUCAAGAUGGUUUCGCAGGGCGCGCAGACGAACGGCGUGUUCAAUGGCAGAAAAUUGACGAAAAGUUACUCGGAAGCUGGACAAUUAGGCACGCCACUCGGCCAAGUUGGCGCGCCUACCAAAGAGGAAACCGAGCACGAGCCGCUCCAUAGAACCCAAAGUGAGGAGCCACCGAGGUCGCCCUUUCUUGUCUCAACGACACCACCUCCAUUGCUUCCUUCCACCACCAUCACCACCAUCACCACCACUGUUGUCGUUGAAGCCUUGCCAAAUGGGGAUAUCAUAGUUCCUUCCGUCAACGUUCCACUGGAGCAUCGUAAAUCUUUUGAUCUAGACGACCAGGAGAUCUUCAUAAAUUUCAAGCCGGCUCCAGUGUCGCCAGAUGCUCGGGCGCUCCUCAGCCGGAUUUCCGAGCCCACCCGCAGGUUCCUUCCUCUCCAGAAGACCUUCUCCGACGGCGAGAUCCGCGUCGAGAGACGCGAACUCAUCGGGGAGACCGGCGAGCCAAGUUACCCUCACACCUGCAGAAGGAAUCACCAAGAUCCUUGGGGCAGAACUGUCAGAGCACCCGUCCAAUUUUCCUCGACACCUGAGGAUCUGUCCUUGCUACGAAUCGCCUCGCCCCAUGAGGAUCAUCAUGAAGAGGAGUUCCAUGAGAAUCUGAUACGUCGCGGUCUUUUUCGGAAAAGAAGCGUGUCGCUCGAGGAUGGUGUGCAGGGUCUAUCGUCGGACGACUUUAUGCUUCCUAGGUCACUUCCAACUUCGCCCACGUCGCCGACCGCAACGGCAGCGCCACGCAGAAUCUCGCAGAGCCCGAAGGGCGACUCGCCGAGCCGUGCGUUGCUGCACACCACGUUCUGUCCAGUCGCAUUCAGCGCUGGGACCGGCAUAGCCGGCACCAGUAUCAUUGGCCAACUGACUUCUCCGUUCGCAUCGAGCGAUUCCCUGACGAACGACGUGACGAGGGACCACAGCGAUGGGAUAUGGAACGAGUCGCAAGCGACGGUACUCCAAGCUGACUCGUUGGCUUUAUUGACCCCGUCCUCAAGGAGGAGGCAUUUGUUACUGUUGCAACAUCAGCAACGUUCCUCAAUGGAUACCGAGGCGUUGGAUGUGGAGGACGAAGUGGAGCCUUGCCCACCGAGUCCGAGGAUACGUUUGGAACCUGCCACUCCGGUACAGCCCCUCACGCCGAGACGCGCAUACAGAAUACAAGAUCUGUUACCGCCCGAGUUUCAGCAAAUUUACUACAAUGAUGUAUCCGCAACAGCACGUUUUUACGCGUACGAUAUUAUCGAAUCGUCCAUUUCCGCGAGCAACGGUCGCCCGAGAAGCGGAUUACGCCGCGCGAGCCCAGGCCCACCACUGUCUCAGCCCCAGUCACAGUCGUCGAGUGAGUUCGGUUUGAGUCUGGCGAGAACUGACUCGGGCCGCACAAACACCGAUCUCUCCGAGACCUCCGAAGAUUAUGUCACUGCCAAUACUUCUACGGAAACCGGGACCACCACAGGUACGUCCGCCACGACCAGCUCUUGGUCGAGACCACCGCAGACGUCCAGCGCCGCGGCAUCGGCACCUGCUUCAACCACCGCGACCGCCGCGGAAGGCAGCUCCUUCGAAAGUGCCAGCUCAAUCUACAGCUUGGCGAGGAGUGAGGCCGUGGUCGAGGAGCCGUGUAGUCCGCCGCCAAUCUUAGAGGAAGCGGAAAUCGCGUUCGGGCUGGAGAUACCUCCGUCGUCGAUGAGGUCCAGCAGCAGUAGCAGCUCAGGUAGCUAUGACCUGAAGGACGCGAUGGCUGAUCCUAAUCAUCCUAAUCAUGAGUUGGAACAAGUUGCUCCACCCAGUGGGCACACCUCGGAGACUGAAUUGGAUCGAGAUGAGGGUCACCGAUCGUCGUCCGGGGGUUACGCCGAGUCGCCACCCGACGUUCGCAUGUGGAGCGAGGAAGAGCGGCGUCGCAAGAAGAAAACCUUCAGUCUGGACUUCCUCGGAACUACCAACAACGUUGAAACGGAACACAGUGUGGAGCCAGUGUAUCCUGAGAAAGUGGAAGUCAGUCCGACACCUAGCCAUCGUCACCGAUCGAGGAGCAAGCCAGCGUCCGCUCGAAGUCCUCACCGAAACAACAGGAAACGAGAGACGGCGACGCAACAAUCGACGCAGCUGCAGCAACAGCAGCAGCAGCAGCAGCAGCAGCAGCAGCAGCAGCAGCAGCAGCAGCAGCAGCAGCAGCAGCAGCAACAAGCGCUCAGCCACAGUCCUCAGAAAGAGGAAUGGAAAGUGGAGCAGGCCGAGGAUGGUCCACACGCACCGACAUCCGACGACUCGAGCUGCAGUCAUCAUUACCACAUGCAUCAUCAUCACCAUCAUCACAUGCACCGAGAAGGUGCAGAGAGCGGCAGGCAUCGUCGCACCAGGGAGAGUCCACGGAGGAAGACCAGCGGUUACCUCUCCACCAGGAGACGUAGCAACGAGACUAUUCGCUCGAUAUCCGGUGAUCGUGCUGUGCAGGACAAGAACGCAGCGAUAACUGGCAGUUUGCCACGAAGAAGAUCUCGUCUCGCGGACGAUAUCGUUUGCUCCAGUCGCCUGAGUCCCGGUCGUUAUCAGCGUAGUCCGGGCCACAACGGUCAGCGCGCGAUUGUCAUGGAGGCGCAGAGUCCGGAGGCGAGAUUGAAAGCUUUGUCGGCGGAGUCCUUGAGGUCCGUCAGUCCGGGCAGCGACAGUGUGUUCUACAGCGAGAGCGCUGAUCAGCCUUGCGUCGCUGUCGCCGCUUUGGACGCCGCGCAUUGCCAUCAUUGCGGCAGAGAGGUGUCGGAAGAGAUCGUUCGACCACCGGCAGGUUUCGCGGACUCCCCGGAGGGACACAGGGCGUCCUCCUCCAAACACGUCACAGGGCACCGGCUGUACAAGAAAUUCGACAAGAGGUAUAGGUCGGAAGAUCGCGGCGACAGAAGGCACCGUCGCAGCAGCGCCGGCAGAUCGGACAUCCGGGCCAAAUCGGAGGAAAGAGCCACCCCCCGACCAGGAAGCAGAGGUUCGAUCGAUGACACCGCCAGUGGCAGGAAGAGACUGCAAGCUCGAAGUACCGACGCCAGCAUGGAGAUUCUCACAGGGAGGGAAGACGAGGAUACUUAUGUGGAGCCGUACACGAGCAGCGAGUGGAUUUACAUCGGUGAUCUCGAAGAGAGUCACGUGUGGAGGAGACCAGACAGCAGGGACGAUGACGACGACAUUACGGAGAUUGGCGGUAAGGAACGACGGGACUCUCAGGAAUCCACGGAGAGCGAGAAAAAUUUUAAGAAAAGAUAUCAAGCGGCCACGCACAGGAUGGUGCAUCGGAAAAGCAGCGGCGAGAUGUACAAGAGGAUACAGACCAAAUGUUUCGAGAGCGACAAGAGGGUGAUCGUGAAACGAGAAGCUGGCGGUGAAUUCGGAUUCCGCAUUCAUGGUUCCAAGCCGGUGGUUGUUUCCGCGAUCGAGCCAGACACGCCUGCGGAGAGCUCCGGACUCGAGGUUGGCGACAUCAUCAUGUCGGUGAACGGCAGAAGCGUCAUGGACGCCACGCACUCGGAGGUCGUGAGACUAGCGCACUCCGGCACGGACGUCCUGGAGCUGGAAGUGGCGAGGACUUGCAACGUGCUGGCGCCGCGCGUCACGCGCGCAGGAGCGAAGGAGAGCGCGGAAGAGGCGCCCCUUUGCUCCGGCUAUUUGUGGAGAAGGUCCGCCACGUCCAGCGUGGAGAAGUGGGUACGCAGGUGGUUCGCUCUUCGUCGUGACAACUGCCUGUACUGCUAUAAGACUGAUUCGGACUCGCAACCGGUAGGAGCGGUGAUGCUCCUCAAGUACGACGUGGAGCAGACGCCUGAAUUGAGAGUAAAUAGUUUCGCGAUAAAGAAACAAGGUGCACCGACCCUGCGACUGGCGGGCGAUACUGAAGAUGCGGUAGCUCGGUGGAUCACGGUUAUACGCGAAGCCGUGGAGAGGAAUAAUCAGAUCGACACUUGGCUGGACGCUUCGAUGAGGAUGAGGGAGAUGGCCGCGUGCGCUAUUCAGAGGCCAGACUGUUUCGGUUACUUGAGCAAGCAGCAGGAACACGCACGGAAGACUUCCUCGCCCACCGGCUGGUCCCGGCGAUACUGCGUGCUGAAGGACGCCGCGCUUUACUUCUACGACGACGCCAACGCCGAGAAGGCGUUCGGCGUGGCGUGUCUGCACGGCUUCAGGGUGCACAGCAGUGCGCCGAGUUCCGGUGGCAGGAAACACGCUUUCGAGCUGCAACCGCCGGAUCCCACGCAGAGAAGCUAUAUCUUCGCUACCGAGUCGGAGAUGGAUAAGAAACGGUGGUUGGCAGCCCUCGAAUACUCGAUCGAUCGAUGGAUAAAGAUAGGUUGAUGCGAAACAAUCCGCCCUACGAUGAAUCCAACGAGUCGCACUAGCGAAGAUCGUCCAAGGAAACCCUCGUCCGUACCCGUUUCCGGUUCCUAGCCGCGAAUCGUCCGCGACGGUCGGACAAUCGUCGCUCCGUCACCCGGAUAACCGCACCACUCGUGGAUGUCGCCAAAACAUUAUCAUUUCAACGACAUUAUUGAGUCUCAUCGUCAUGAUCAUCAUUGUAGCUGCUGAUUAACAGUGACGCUGAGUCCAAGUUGUUCACAAAUAAAAGUCAACGCUGAAAACGCUGCUAACUUGUGUCCCAUUUUCACGCAUUUCACGACUAUCGUCAUUGUCGUCGUCGUCGUCAUGUCGUCGGAAUUGUUUAUCAGCAGUAGUGGAAUUCCAUCGCGCACAGUCAUUCGACAAGCAGAGUCAGUCGGAACGGCACUCAGAUAAAGAUCCAAAAUGAUGAUAGCGACUAUCCUGAGAAACAAAUAUUUUUCAAUACUUGAAAAGGUAUUUCUGGGACACAAAGCUUACUUCUGAGAAACAAAAUUUAUUUCUGUGAAAUAAACUUUAUUUCUGUGAAAUAAACUUUAAAUAUCACAAGUAAAUUUUCAAGUAAUUCUCUCUCAGGGUAUGACAGGUGACAAAUAUGUAAAUUUUGUAUAUAGAAUCAAUGCACACAAUUCAAUAAACUCUAUGUUGCAGUUGUUACAACUAAAGCUAAAUGACCAGGAGAACUAUAUGUAUAGUUCUCGUAAUUGUUCAGCUUUAUUCGCAGCAAGUACAAAGCAGUUCAUUAAACUGUAUAUAUUAAUUCUACAUAUUCUAUUCUUAGCAUGUAAACUGAAAUAACAAAAUACAUACAUAUAUACAUUGAUUAUACAUACAAAACUCAUGAUAUAGUUGUCAGCUAUAUAGUUACCACCGUCAUGUAUUUUUCUCUGAGUUUGGCUCUCGCGAGACCAGAACCUCCCGAGAUCGUGACGCUUUCAAUUUCGUAAACUCUUGAGACUUUUGAACCUUGCAACUCGUUACUCGUACGCGUGUCAAGCUUUCAGUCCCAUUCAACCCCAUCCCUCAUGCACUCAUCGCACACUUCAUCGACGACACAAUGCUCCACGAACUCUGAUCAAAAAGUGGUUGUGCGAACUAACUAACGAAUAAUUGCGAACUCGGAUCCUAUUAAUAUAUCACAACGCGAUCUAUUCACGACGAUUCUCAGCGCGAAGCGCAAGAAGUCGCCAAGUCGUUUGUCGCUGAAACUCUAUACGCACACGAAGACGAUUCUGCAGCCGGCGGGAUUGUCUUUAAGAGCGAGACGAUGUUCAUCUCAAAGACGUUUAACCGUGACGGCGGCGAGCGUUAGGGAAGGGAGAGAGAGAGACAUUUCGUGCGAAACGCGUACGUGUAUGCGGUAGCCAAUAGUAAUGCGUACGCGGCACAUGUGCAUGUGGAAUUGCCGUUUAACUGUAUCGCUGAUUCUUACUAAAAGCCAAACAUUUGUAAGGAAUUUCGAAUACCGCGCGAUUCAGCCGCGACAGAGCGGCCCGAGCGAGUCGAUUGCGUGCGUGUCUGCAUGCGUGCGUGCUGUAGGUUGUGAGUAAACUCGUAUAUGCGUCACCUGUGCAGUAGUACAUACGAAAAUACCAAAAAUAUCUGGGUGUCUGUCAAAAAUCGUGUCGCAUUCUUGCGCGAGGAGAUGCCGGCGUUGUAGAGGUUGAAAUAAUCCUACACAUCAGGUUCGGACCGAUCCUGUCCGCUUCUACUGGCAUAUACGGGGUGUCCCGGAAUUAUUCCGUACAUAUUUUACGGAAAGUCGAUGCAGAAAGGACGAUGGAUGAAAUGGGUCGAUUUUUGCUUAAAAAGCGUAACGCAAGUUAUACAUGCGAUUUUACUGUUUCUGGGUCGCUGUAUACGACGCAUUUUUAUCCGUCUAAAACCGUCUUUAGAUAGAUUAAAAUCUUAUGUAUUUAGCGAACAUAUAAGAUUACGUAUAACUUACGUGAUGAAGUGCAACUUGCAUUGCAUUUUUUUAAGCGAAAAUCGGCUCAUUUUAUCUAUCGUCCUUUGUUCUUGAAUGAAUUUUAAGGCUCCUCAGAGAGCACAGUCUAUUAAAAAAUAUUUGGGUCCUCAUUUUUCGAGAGAAUUUCAAUCAAGCGUUUAAGCAGCAAGACUUUCUCCAUCAUGCAGAUUCUAUUCAAUGUUGUAGGCACGUGAGAUCAUCGUUGAAGUAUGUAUAAUGUGUAAUUUGGGGACACCUAAUCAUAUUUUGAGGAACUUCUCAUUUUGGAACUUCUUUCGGGUUAUAUACAUAUAUAUAUAUAUAUAUAUAUAUAUAUAUAUAUAUAUAUACAUAUAUAUAUAUAUAUAUAUAUAUGUAUGUAUGUAUAUAUAUAUCUUUAUGGCACACACAAAUUAUACAAACCCAUUCCCCUUUUACGUAAGUUUUUAUCGUAUCGCGCGUUACUCGUGCGCUGAUUAAGAAAAGUCGCCGGGAACGAGUCGACGGGAAAUGACAGCGGGAUGACGGCGCUAGAUUCGCGAUUCGUGUCGCAGGCGCGAUCCUGCGCGCGGAGAAAAGUCGGCGAGUGUAGGAUCGAGAGGACGAGAUGAAGCGCGCGCGAUCGUCGCGACGGCGCGGCGCUGAAUUUAACGGCGUUUUCGACGAGCGCGAUCGCCGCAAAUACGAAGGGAAACAGAAAAACAGGAAGAAGAUGCAGGCGCGAAGAACAAGGCAUACCAACGGUAUCGUCGUUAGGAAGUACAUUGUUUCACGGUCGACGCGUCGGUUUUAUUAGAGAGCGACGCGCGCGUUCGAAACGCAAAUUUGUGUGUAAAUCGAAAGGAGCCUGGUGAAACGCUCAAGAAGAAAAUUUCAGAUAAUAAAAUAGAAGGUUUAAUACAAUUUUA